CUCUUGCCUUCCUCCCACCUGCGCCUUUUCCACCUCUUUCCCUCAUUAAAAGAUACGUAUCCAUGUGCUUCGUACUUACCUAAGGCAAGGUACCAGAGCAUGUACCUCCACUCUCUCUCUCCACUGUUGGUGUUCGUCCUUGGUUCCCCCGUCUCCCCUUUCAGCUUGCGCUCCGCCUGCCGCCGAACGCCCGUGAAGAACCAGCACCAAACCCAAGCAGGACGCAGCCCAUCUCACUCUCUUUCUCACCAUCCAUCCCAUCCAUCUGCCAUCCUUCCACCCAUCCAUCUCAUCCCAUCCCAACCCAUUCAUCCCUCCCCCCUCUCCAUCCCGUUCGUUCCCUUCACUUCGACCCCCCCGGUCCAUCCAGUCAGCGCGAGCCAAGCCAAGUCGAGCCAAGACCAGCCCAGCGCCGGUCUGUCUUUGCCUGCUUCUCUCUCUCUGCUCACUUUCGUUUCCUUCAUAGCAGCCCUUUCCCACCUCCGUCUUUUCCUCCACCCAACAUCUCCAGCUUCUCAGUCGCCGCCCACCAAGACAAGAUCCCGUCGACGACAAAAGACAUUCAAGCCCCGUCAACCCGUCGACGUCGACUUGCGGCCGACAAACGACAAACCGCCGUUAAUGUCUUUCACUUCAAUCGCCUAGUCGCCUCUUUUUUCCCACCACCUCAAAUGCCGAGCUAGUCUCUUCGUCCACUCGUUAUCCCAACUACUACUAUACUACUACUCGUUCGCUCUCACUCUAUCCGCUCCGAAUUCCCUCGCACUUCGCACAUCGACCCGUCCAUUCCAGUCCAGCAAACGCCCACACGCCAGCCUCGCCUCGCCACGAAUCCAUUCCUCAACGUGUAUCCGUCACCCCUAGCACACUGCGACUUGUCUCAUCUACCCGACGGUUUUUCUAUCCAUUCGCUAUAUCUACUGCCGUUUCCCCAACUCGCGGUUUCCCUGGUACCGACCAACGGUCCACUCGCCUCGACCGUCUGAUCACCCCCUCCGAUUUGAUCGACACCUUCUACGCCUAACGGUCUCGCUUCGUCGAUCGGCAUCGCUCGAUCAGCGUCGCUGGCUAUUUUUUUCUCACUUCAUCCCCAGGCCAUUUCCUCCUCUAUCAUCAUGGCUCAAUUCGACCCUAACCUGCACCUCCGUUCGCUUGAGGAGCUGGAAGCUGUCAUCCUGCCCAGACAGAACGGCUGCCUCAAGUGUGAGGACAAGGCACCGACAUGCCCUACCAACUGCAAGUCCGACGAGUUCUGCUCCUUCACCAUCCCGACAUGUAGCACCUGUGCCCAGGCCAUCUGCGCCAAGGACGACAGCAAAUCAUCAUCCUCAUCAAGCAGCAAGCCCAACACGGGUGCAAUCGUUGGCGGUGUUAUCGGCGGUCUCGUCGUCAUCGCAAUCGCCACAUACCUUGUCUGGAGGUUCUUCAUCAAGACCAAGAGACAGUCAAUUAUUCAGGAGUCCUAUGCCGAGACGACCCACGAGAAGACCAUCAACGAGAAGAGCACUGGCGAGCCACGACAAACCAACCGCGACUCAACACACACCGUUCACUCUAUUGCAUCAACAGUACUCACCCGCGCUUCCAACAUUAUCCAGAUCGCCUACAUCCCCGGCGUCACAAACCGAGCUACUCCUACGUCACCAACUCUGCUUGUCCCUCCUGUUCCCCCUAUCCCGAUGCACGCCUCCAACUCCGCUGCAAGCAGCCCGUCGCCGUACGAGGAGCAACACUUCUUUGUGCCUGGCGAACUGCGCGACUCGACCUAUUCCGGCAUCUCUGGCUACUCUGAUCGCACGUCUGUCGCGAGAACCUCGUAUGCUCCUCGAUCUAGCAUCGCUCCCAGUAUCGCUUCCACCAUCUACGGCAAGAAUGCGGUUGUUGUAGCACCCGCUCAGACUGGUAUGCGCGCCAAGGCUGCUGUGGUCAGUGUCAAGUCUAUGGGUGUCGGCACCAACGGCAGCAGCACUCCUCCUGUCCCCAGUGUCGAUUAUGAAAAAUACGCUCCUGGCCGUCCCAAGAGCCGUGACAGCACAUUCAGCGUCGGAUCUACCUUCCUGAACAAUGCCAACACCGCCACCGCCGCCCCCGUCCAGAGAGUGCAGGUUGUCCGUGUAGGCAACGGCAACGGCCCUAAGCAAGUCAGCGUUGGAUCCAAGGCAUCAUCAACAUCAGAAGAGAUCUCGGCACCAGGCACACCUCUGCCACCCAGCACAACCGCGGCCGCCCGCGAAUCAGCUGCCGUGACAGUUAUCGAUGAAAGCCCGGCAGUCGACCAGGGCCCCUUCUCCGACCCUCCUGAGCCAUCCCCAGCUGCUGUUCGUAGCAACCACAGUCUCAGUGCCGUGAUUGAAGAGGCAACAAGGCGAGCCGCCGCCGGCCCCGACAGACGGUCUCAAAGGACAAGUUCUUACGAGAGGGGACGUAGUCCCUUCGGCGAUGAACACGCCACGAAAGAUUAAGAAAAGAUGAAAAGCAAUGAAAAAAAAAGAAAACCACCAUAUGAUGGGCGUCGGCCCUGAUCACGAUUUACUUACAACUAUUUACUUGCCUAUAUAUCAGGGACGACCUCCCAUGUUUCUUUCUCGUAUCUACCUUUUGUUAGACGACCCGGUCAGAACAGGCCUACGGGACCAGACCGAGGGACGACGUUGGAUGGGCAGGAUUAUUAUGGAUAGGCAAUGGCGUCGUGGAUAUUUACCUUUUACUUAUGGAAGGGUUACGGAAUGAAGAUAGGGGUUUACGUCAACCCAUUCACGCCUUUACCGAUAUGUCCAUUGAAUAGAAAUGUGACAAUUCAUCCACUAUUUUACA
Colletotrichum scovillei is the source of this 2814-nucleotide messenger RNA. RefSeq names its product Opy2 protein. The transcript is spliced from 2 exons. NCBI's taxonomy places the organism in Eukaryota, Fungi, Ascomycota, Sordariomycetes, Glomerellales, Glomerellaceae. The record is from RefSeq and is a predicted model, not a curated record. Bases 1116 to 2462 code for a protein of 448 amino acids.